Fraxinus pennsylvanica is the source of this 5106-nucleotide messenger RNA. Lineage: Eukaryota; Viridiplantae; Streptophyta; Magnoliopsida; Lamiales; Oleaceae. The record is from the annotation of a GenBank genome assembly.
AUGGCUGCCGCCAACGCUCCGAUCACUAUGAAAGAAGUUCUCACGUUGCCCAGCAUAGGGAUCAAUUCGCAAUUCAUUACUUUCACUAACGUGACUAUGGAAUCUGAUAAGUAUAUAUGUGUACGUGAGACAUCGCCUCAGAAUAGUGUGGUGAUUAUUGAUAUGAACAUGCCAUCACAGCCAUUGAGGCGACCUAUUACUGCAGAUUCUGCGCUUAUGAAUCCCAAUACCAGAAUUUUGGCUCUGAAAGCUCAACUUCCUGGAACAACUCAAGAUCACUUGCAAAUAUUCAACAUUGAGGCAAAAGCAAAAAUGAAGUCUCAUCAGAUGCCUGAGCAAGUUGUUUUUUGGAAGUGGAUUACUCCAAAGAUGUUGGGUUUGGUUACACAAUCAUCUGUAUAUCACUGGUCAAUUGAAGGUGAUUCUGAACCUGUGAAGAUGUUCGAUAGAACAGCCAAUUUGGCAAGCAAUCAAAUCAUCAAUUACAAAUGUGACCCUUCCGAGAAGUGGCUGGUUUUGAUUGGGAUCGCUCCUGGUUCUCCUGAAAGGCCUCAAUUAGUGAAAGGAAAUAUGCAACUGUUUUCUGUGGAUCAGCAACGAAGUCAAGCUCUUGAAGCGCAUGCUGCAUCAUUUGCUUCUUUUAGAGUUCCAGGAAAUGAUAAGGAUUCCAUUCUUAUAUCUUUUGCAAGCAAAAGCUCUAAUGCUGGACAGAUUACAUCGAAGUUGCACAUCAUUGAGCUUGGAGCCCAGACAGGGAAACCAUCUUUUACAAAGAAACAAGCAGAUUUAUUCUUUCCUCCAGAUUUUGCUGAUGAUUUUCCUGUGGCCAUGCAGAUUUCGCACAAGUAUAGUAUGAUAUAUGUAAUUACAAAACUGGGGCUUCUCUUCGUAUAUGAUUUGGAAACUGCCACAGCAGUCUACCGAAAUAGGAUAAGUCCAGAUCCAAUUUUUCUGACAUCAGAAGCUUCCUCAGUAGGAGGUUUCUAUGCAAUUAAUAGACGAGGGCAGGUUUUACUUGCUACAGUAAAUGAAACAACACUCGUGCCCUUUGUCAGUGGCCAAUUAAACAAUCUGGAGCUUGCUGUAAAUCUUGCCAAAAGAGGAAAUUUGCCUGGUGCAGAGAAUUUGGUUGUACAACGCUUCCAAGAAUUGUUUGCUCAAACAAAGUAUAAGGAGGCUGCUGAGCUUGCCGCAGAAUCUCCACAAGGCAUCCUUCGGACACCGGAUACGGUAGCCAAAUUUCAGAGUGUUCCUGUUCAAUCUGGACAAACCCCACCGUUGCUGCAGUACUUUGGAACACUACUGACAAGAGGAAAGCUCAAUGCUUUUGAGUCUUUGGAGUUAUCUCGUCUUGUUGUGAACCAGAACAAAAAGAAUCUUUUGGAAAACUGGUUGGCUGAGGAUAAGUUGGAAUGUAGUGAAGAACUUGGGGACCUUGUGAAGACUGUGGACAAUGACCUUGCGCUGAAAAUAUAUAUCAAAGCAAGAGCUACUCCGAAAGUUGUUGCAGCCUUUGCUGAGCGUAGGGAGUUUGAUAAAAUCUUGAUAUACUCCAAGCAGGUUGGGUAUACACCUGAUUAUCUGUUCCUUCUGCAAACUAUCCUCCGGUCAGAUCCUCAGGGAGCUGUCAAUUUUGCUCUCAUGAUGUCCCAAAUGGAGGGAGGUUGUCCUGUUGAUUAUAAUACCAUUACUGAUCUCUUUCUUCAGAGGAACUUGAUCCGUGAAGCAACAGCAUUUUUGUUGGAUGUUCUGAAACCCAAUUUGCCAGAGCAUGCAUUCCUCCAAACUAAGGUCCUGGAAAUCAAUCUUGUGACCUUUCCCAAUGUGGCUGAUGCUAUUUUAGCAAAUGGAAUGUUCAGCCAUUAUGAUCGGCCACGAAUUGCCCAGCUUUGUGAAAAAGCUGGUCUUUACAUGCGAGCUCUUCAGCACUACUCUGAACUGUCAGAUAUCAAGCGUAUCAUUGUUAAUACCCAUGCAAUUGAGCCACAGGCUCUUGUGGAAUUCUUUGGGACACUUUCACGGGAAUGGGCUUUAGAGUGCAUGAAGGAUCUUUUACUGGUCAACUUAAGAGGCAACCUUCAGAUAAUUGUCCAGGUUGCAAAAGAAUAUUGUGAACAGUUGGGUGUUGACGCAUGUAUAAAGAUCUUUGAGCAGUUCAAGUCAUAUGAGGGGUUAUAUUUCUUUUUGGGAUCAUAUUUGAGUUCCAGUGAGGACCCUGACAUCCACUUCAAGUACAUUGAAGCAGCUGCCAAGACUGGACAAAUUAAGGAGGUAGAACGUGUGACCAGAGAAUCAAAUUUCUAUGACGCUGAAAAGGCAAAAAACUUUUUAAUGGAAGCCAAACUUCCGGAUGCACGACCACUGAUAAAUGUAUGCGAUCGCUUUGGCUUUGUUCCAGACCUCACGCACUACUUGUAUUCAAGCAAUAUGCUCCGUUAUAUUGAAGGUUAUGUGCAAAAGGUCAAUCCUGGAAAUGCUCCUCUAGUUGUUGGGCAACUCUUAGAUGAUGAGUGUCCUGAAGAUUUCAUUAAAGGCCUGAUUUUAUCUGUCCGUUCUCUACUUCCAGUCGAGCCUUUAGUAGAGGAGUGUGAGAAAAGGAACCGGCUUCGCCUGCUAACUCAAUUUUUGGAGCAUCUUGUGAGUGAGGGAAGUCAAGAUGUGCAUGUCCACAAUGCUUUGGGUAAAAUCAUAAUAGAUAGCAACAACAACCCAGAGCACUUCCUCACCACCAAUCCGUAUUAUGAUUCACGUGUUGUGGGUAAAUACUGUGAGAAACGUGAUCCUACCCUUGCUGUUGUCGCCUACCGGCGAGGUCAAUGUGAUGACGAACUUAUUAAUGUUACAAAUAAGAAUUCUUUAUUCAAACUGCAAGCCAGGUAUGUAGUUGAAAGGAUGGAUGGUGAUAUGUGGGCAAAAGUUCUUGACCCUGAAAAUGAAUUCAGAAGACAGCUCAUUGAUCAAGUUGUAUCUACUGCUUUGCCUGAAAGCAAGAGCCCGGAACAAGUAUCUGCAGCUGUUAAAGCCUUCAUGACUGCUGACCUUCCUCAUGAACUAAUUGAGUUGCUCGAAAAGAUUGUGCUCCAAAACUCUGCAUUCAGCGGAAACUUUAACCUGCAAAACUUACUUAUCUUGACAGCCAUUAAGGCGGAUCCUUCCAGAGUUAUGGAUUAUAUAAAUAGACUUGAUAACUUUGAUGGCCCGGCUGUUGGGGAAGUGGCAGUGGAAGCUCAAUUGUAUGAAGAGGCUUUUGCUAUUUUUAAGAAGUUCAAUUUGAAUGUCCAGGCUGUUAAUGUGUUACUGGAUAAUAUUCGAGAUAUUAACCGGGCUGUUGAGUUUGCAUUCCGUGUUGAAGAAGAUGCAGUUUGGAGUCAAGUGGCUAAAGCUCAACUCAGAGAAGGAUUAGUGAGCGAUGCGAUUGAAUCAUUUAUUCGUGCUGAUGAUGCCACCCAAUUCUUGGAAGUUAUCCGUGUUGCGGAGGAAGCAAAUGUUUAUCACGACUUGGUGAAGUAUCUUCUGAUGGUUAGGCAGAAAUCGAAGGAGCCCAAGGUGGACAGUGAGCUCAUUUAUGCAUAUGCUAAGAUUGAUAGGCUGGGUGAGAUUGAGGAGUUUAUUCUCAUGCCAAAUGUUGCCAAUCUCCCUAAUGUUGGUGAUCGCUUGUAUGAUGAAGCUCUAUAUGAGGCAGCUAAGAUUAUUUUUGCUUUUAUCUCUAACUGGGCCAAAUUGGCAUGCACACUUGUCAAGUUGAAGCAAUUUCAAGGGGCUGUUGAUGCAGCACGUAAAGCUAAUAGCUCAAAGACAUGGAAAGAAGUCUGUUUUGCUUGUGUUGAUGCUGAAGAGUUCCGCUUGGCUCAGAUAUGUGGGCUCAAUAUCAUUGUACAGGUUGAUGAUCUGGAAGAAGUCAGUGAAUACUACCAGAACAGAGGAUGCUUUAAUGAGCUUAUAUCUCUUAUGGAGAGUGGUUUAGGAUUGGAACGAGCACAUAUGGGCAUCUUUACAGAGCUUGGUGUCUUGUAUGCUAGGUACCGUUAUGAGAAGCUUAUGGAGCACAUCAAAUUAUUCUCUACCCGUCUAAACAUUCCCAAGCUGAUCCGAGCAUGUGACGAACAGCAGCACUGGAAGGAACUAACUUAUUUGUAUAUUCAGUAUGAUGAGUUUGAUAACGCUGCCACCACUGUUAUGAAUCAUUCUCCAGAAGCUUGGGAUCACAUGCAAUUCAAAGAUAUUAUUGUCAAAGUUGCUAAUGUAGAGCUAUAUUACAAGGCAGUACAUUUCUAUUUGCAAGAGCACCCUGAUCUCAUUAAUGAUGUUCUGAAUGUUCUUGCCCUCCGUGUUGACCACGCUCGUGUGGUGGACAUAAUGAGAAAGGCUGGCCACCUGCGUCUUGUUAAGCCAUACAUGGUUGCGGUUCAGAACAACAAUGUGUCUGCUGUGAAUGAAGCUCUUAAUGAGAUCUAUGUGGAGGAGGAAGAUUAUGACAGAUUGCGUGAAUCAAUUGACUUCCAUGAUAACUUUGAUCAGAUUGGCCUUGCACAAAAGAUUGAGAAACAUGAGCUUCUUGAAAUGAGGCGUGUUGCUGCUUACAUUUAUAAAAAGGCUGGUAGGUGGAAGCAAUCCAUUGCAUUGUCAAAGAAAGAUAACCUUUACAAAGAUGCAAUGGAGACUGCUUCACAAUCUGGCGAUCGUGAACUUGCGGAAGAGUUGCUUGUUUACUUCAUUGAUCAGGGAAAGAAAGAAUGCUUUGCAUCAUGCCUCUUUGUUUGUUACGAUUUAAUUCGUGCUGACGUUGCUCUGGAACUAGCAUGGAUGAAUAAUAUGAUCGACUUUGCCUUCCCAUAUCUGUUCCAGUUUAUCCGCGAAUACACAGGGAAAGUCGAUGAAUUAAUCAAGGACAAAAUUGAUUCUCUUAAUGAAGAAAAGGCUAAAGAGAAUGAGGAGAAGGAUAUUAUUAAACAGCAGAAUAUGUAUGCCCAGUUGCUGCCUCUUGCUUUGCCUGCACCGCCUAUGCCGGGUAUGGGAGGUGGGUUUGCUGCACCACCCCCACCCAUGGGUGGAAUGGGCAUGCCUCCAAUGCCACCAUUUGGCAUGCCACCAAUGGGAUCCUACUGA